Ricinus communis (castor bean) is the source of this 846-nucleotide messenger RNA. RefSeq lists its product as uncharacterized. The coding region runs from base 173 to 448 and encodes 91 amino acids. Lineage: Eukaryota; Viridiplantae; Streptophyta; Magnoliopsida; Malpighiales; Euphorbiaceae. The transcript has 5 exons. The record is from RefSeq and is a predicted model, not a curated record.
AAAUUAACAAUAACGACGACGAAACGUGUGUCGUUUUCUAAAAGGAGAAUCCACCUGACUGCUUCGCUUUAGCAACCAGUUCGAGAGCCAACCUCUUCUUCUCUCUCGCGUUUUUGCUCCCGAUUUUGACAACAGACUCAAAGCUUUGAUUUUAAAGAAAUUAUCAAACACGAUGCCGUCUCUGCAAACUGCGUUGCCUCCUGAACUUGCCAAUAACGCCAUAAGGCUUUACCGUGAGUGCCUUCGAAGAGCUAAAUAUAUUGGUCAUCAGCAACAUAACACGGCGCUGCUUGUUGAUAUGGUCAGACAGCAAUUUAGAAAGCACAUGCAUGAGAAAGAUCCUGAGAAAAUUCAGAAGAUGAAGGAUGAUGCUGCAAGAGGACUCAUAAACCAUAUACUUUAUGAGUCUGAGAAGUUGUCUGGCCGUAAAUUCAGCAAGGGCAGUUGAUUUUUGUUAGAAUCUUUUGAUCUGAGAUUGCAGCUGCUGUAUUAGAUUAAGUUUUGCCUGCCAUUAUGUCAAAAAGAAUGAGACUUCAAUAUUGUUAUCAGUAUCUGCCUUGUGACUAUCAUCUUUGUGAUGUUCAAGCUUCGUAUGCUAGAUGGAAUUAUCAUCUUGGGAUAAUCAAAUGCUGAGUUCUGUAUGUUGUUUUCUUCAAUAUCAUGUAAUGACACUGAUGCUGCUGCAUAAUAACAGAGUGAAGAGGUGAGCAGAGUCGAUUGCAAAAUAAAUAUAUGCAUACUCACUGUCUGUCUGUAUUGAGAAACACUGAAAAUGAUUGCAAUUCUUUCACCUAGGGACUGAUAUUAAUGCAAAAGAGGGACCAUUUUUCCCCUUUUCUUUUUUUC